This is a messenger RNA of Porites lobata, 1688 nucleotides long. NCBI's taxonomy places the organism in Eukaryota, Metazoa, Cnidaria, Anthozoa, Scleractinia, Poritidae. The record is from the annotation of a GenBank genome assembly.
AUGAAUGAAGAAUUUACACGCCUUCCCCGUUGCCUUGGAACAGACAUUCCAAUGUUCGGGGCAUUUUCGUUUUCAAGCGGUUACAAAAGUUUUUCUUCUGCUAUGGAAAACAAACCUAAUCCUCGCUUUUACCGUUGUCCUCACCGUUUCAGAAGGAAGACACAACAAGUGUCGGUAAGUAUGUUCAUCAAUUUCCCUUCAGUUUUAUUUCAUGCUUACCACUAAGAUUUUUUCUUUUUCUUGUAGAUUGAUAUGAUUGUCGCUAUAGGAAACAAAGAUAAACUACAGUAAAAACCCGCGUAUAAGAACCUAGGUUUUUCCAGGUUAGCCUAAACAGGUUCUUAUAUAAAUGGUAUUUAGUGUAAAAUUAGGCUAACUAGGUUCUUAAGGUACCCGCCCAGGCAAAUUUUCAUGUUUUCAGAUCUUAUUUAUUUUAAGCCCAAUUGUAGUUUAUGUCAUCUAAUAUUCAAAAAAAAAGUUUUUUUCUGAAUACAGAGAAGAGUAAAUGCUGCAGAAGGUUGCAAAGUUUUGCAUUUAAACCGGAAGUCAGCCCCUUUGACCGAGGAAGGAUCUGGGCUGGUUACUAGGUGUUCAUGCUGUGCGCGCAAUAUUAUCCAGCGGUUUCACCGAAAAGAUUUGCUGGACAUCAAUCUGGAAAUCAAGAUGGCGGCAAAUAGAGGCAUUCUUCUCGCCAAGCAAGAGGCCGCAUUUGAAGCGUUCCGUGCUGAAUUCACAAAAGAAGGGUAUGUUCAUUGCCGUCUUUUCAUUGAUUCUCUUUUUUCUUUAUUUCAUUGACAUUAUCUUAUUUUAUUGCAGUCUCACCAUUCCAGAAGGACUGAUAGCGCUCUUGAAAACUACGAAAGUCAAGGCCAACCACUCUCCGGACGAGAGCCGAGCACGGCUCUACAAACGCCUUUGGUGUAUUUUGUGGGUAAGUCGCUAUACUAUUCGAAAAGGCCAUUCCUUCAGUAUUAAGUAGAAGAGGUCCUUCACUAGUCAAUGCGUUGGCAGUGCUUACAAAGUAUAAAUAUUAUCACUUGUCGGCUCUCGUGCGUGUGAAAAUGUUACUUUUCUUUAGCGGCUAGUAAUCCAUGUAGUGUAACUAAUUUCUUCAAAUACACUGCUACUUUUCUUGUGUGAACCUUCCAUGCAGUGUCAAUGAUUUAUUCAAGGCAACAGACAUUUUUAGUUAGAUGAAAUGUUCAACAGUAACUUCAUUUUUACUAAUUCAUUUUGUUCACCUCUUUUGUAUAGCAUGGAAGUAAAAAAACGCUUGGAGCUGGUGCAGGAGAAUGGCCUACAUAUGUUUAUCCUGAAGCGUUAAAAAGGGUCGUUAGAGAAUUUAUACCUGGGGAUGAAGUAGAUAGGCCAGACCCCACACAUAAGAGGGUAAGUUUAGUGUUUCUGUGCUUGUUAAUACAGGAUUGAUUUUCCCUUUUUAAAAAAACUGUCAAAUAUUGUUUGUUUUGUAGGGUUCUAAACAAAACAGUCACUUUCAAUAUCAAUGGUAGUUAUCACUAUCAUGUGGUUUUUUUUUUUCUUCUCAACUUUGGAUUUAUAACUGCAAAGAUCUUGGUUGAUUAACCCACUUCUUAUUUAUAAUGUGUGUCUUCCAGGUUUACAAGGUGACAAUGGCAGACCUUGCUGCGGCAACAUGGCCUCAGUACAAAACAAAGAAAACCCAUUGA